AUGAGAGCUAAUAAUAAUGUAAUGAUAAAUCUGGAAAAAUCAAAUAAAAUUGAUAAAAAGAUGAGAUAUUCAACUGGAUUUGGUAUUUUUAAAAAAGCAUUAAAUUUAGCUAUCUUUUUAAAUUGUGAUGAUGAAUUAUUAGGUAUUUUAUAUCAGUUUAUUGAUGAUAAGCAAAGAUUGAUUUUUACAAGUACUAAUAAUAAAAAUCCAAAUUCAGAGAUCUUUUCUAUAACUGAUCCUCUUGUAGUUCGAAAAAGAGAUGAGAAUUUACGAUCUAAGUCAUCUAGAUUUAUAGAAACACAUAAUAAUUCUAUUGCUAUUGAUAAAGAAAAUGAAACUUUAAUUGAUACUCAGUUACAAGAUGAAGGUUUAGCAAAUAAGUAUAAGUAUAGAGUAUGUGGUAGUUUUGAACAUAAUGCUCGUAACAAGAGAAAAUGUCCAUAA
This is a messenger RNA of Rhizophagus irregularis DAOM 181602=DAOM 197198, 444 nucleotides long. RefSeq lists its product as uncharacterized. The record is from RefSeq and is a predicted model, not a curated record. NCBI's taxonomy places the organism in Eukaryota, Fungi, Glomeromycota, Glomeromycetes, Glomerales, Glomeraceae.